GCCAUUUUCUAUGAUGACGUCAUCACAGCUGAGGUAAACAAGGGCGACACAACACCUUCACUCUCACUAUUUUAGUCCAUAAUUUACCCAUUUGGGCCCCAAUUUGGGAUUUUUUGGGCUCGUUGGGAGCGUCAAGCACCUGCCUAGGCCUAUAGAAGAUAGAUAUCGUGAAGUGCUAAUUCAAGAUGGGUCGUAUCUUCUUGGAGCACAUCGGAGGAACUAGACUCUUCUCUUGUGCAACCUGUUACACCAUUCUCACCAACCGUACCGAGCUUAUAUCAACCCGCUUCACUGGCGCCACUGGUCGAGCGUUCCUCUUCAAGCGGGUCGUCAAUCUUACCUAUAGCGAGGUGCAGGACCGAGUAAUGCUCACCGGGCGUCACAUGGUGCGGGAUGUGUCGUGCAAGAACUGCAGUGCAAAGUUAGGUUGGAUCUACGAGUUUGCUACCGAGGAAAAUCAGAGGUACAAGGAAGGACGGGUCAUCCUGGAACGAGCCCUCGUCACUGAAUCAGACGGCUUCGAGGAGCAACUGGGGGACGACUAGUGUGUUGAGCUCCAGCUGUGGUUCCUCCUGAUGUACACACACACGGGAAUCGUCACAUGAGAUUCCCUUGACGGCAAAUACACAAGCGUGACGCAAGCCAUUGGUUUCGGCAUAUUAAGGAGUGCUCAUCUAUUUGUGGUAGCAGGGGUUGAAUCAUAGCUCCUGGUCCCAUCUAUAGAAGUGUAAACUCUCUCUAUUUGCUAACACUAUUUUGAGCUUUUAAAUUUAUAAAUAUAGUGUUUUAUAAAAUAUUUCUACGCAGCCUAGAUUGACAAUACUCGUAGCUGACAAGUCAUUUUUGUGUUUCGCGCCCAGUUUCUUUCGUGAUCUCACUUUUUGUUUUCCUUGUAGUAAUUUCAGGAUGUUGUAUUAUGCCAUUCACAAGAGGUGAACCUGGGGUUCAUUAUAGACUUGUUGCCUGGUACAUGUUCAAUACCUUAACAGUACAUGUUCAAUACCUUAACAGUACAUUUUCAAUACCUUAACAGUACAUG
Messenger RNA from Cherax quadricarinatus, 1039 nucleotides. RefSeq names its product yippee zinc finger protein (gene Ype). Gene Ontology annotation, cellular component: ubiquitin ligase complex. The record is from RefSeq and is a predicted model, not a curated record. Lineage: Eukaryota; Metazoa; Arthropoda; Malacostraca; Decapoda; Parastacidae.